AUGUCAGGUCGCAAAUAUGGGGGUGACUCCUCCAGCGACUCUGCGGCGGAAGACNUCGUGGCCCUGAGGACGCAAGUUAGCUCGCUGACGGAUCAGAUGAGCCAGCUAAUGUCGCUAGUGCAAGAUGCCACGAAGGAAAGCAAGAAGGAGGAGCCAGCUGGCACCAUGGAGGGUGCCGCUGAUCGCGGCGAUGCAAGGGAGAGCGCCGCCGCGGAGUCCACGAACGCCGAAGGAGGGGCACCGUGGACCGGGAGUGCGCAGGACGGGAGGUACCUGCGCGACCCUGUUGGAGAGUCUGGCCCGUCAUGGCAACACAGCGGCGAAGCAGGGGGCUUUGUCCCCCAAGAGGUGAGAGUAGCCGCUGCUCACAACCAAGAUUAUAGUAGGGCCAUGGGGGAUGGUGGUGCUGCUGUUGGCUUUGGAUACGGAGCCACAAACCCAGCGACGGGGUACCAAAGUGUGCGGUACACUUCUCCUCCGUUCAGCAGGAAAUCAAAAGAUUUCAACGAAUGGCUAAAUGAUUUCCGCAUGGCAGCUAAUGGCGCAAACCUGUUGGAACAAUUUGAAGAGAGCGGACGCUUGGAGAUCCCCGUCAACAGCGGAAAGAGCAAGUUUUCGCUGUCACAGCAGUACCGGAGCGAGCAAGUAGAAUUCGCAUUCCACGCGUGGAACUUCCUGUCUCACGCGUUGAAAGAAAAAGAUCGGAAAAUCAUAAAGAGGGCAGAGACGCUCCAGGGAGCUCUUCGUGAGCUCAAGACCAUACAAGACCCUAAAUCAUCUUUACAGCCGUCAGAGGACCUCAAGUCCCUGACGUCGACCAAGAUCUCUAGAGGUGAAAACCCCCAAAACGCCCUAAAUGAGAUGCUCCAAACCGCAAAGUCCUUAACCGAGAAAGGACUAACUGUCAACGAAACGUUCGUCCUUCACCUCUUCCUGGAUGCCCUUUCGGACGAGUAUGCCAUGACAAAGCACAACCUGCGACACGCGAAGGAGUUGACGCGGACCGGUGUGCUAAAGGAAGUAAUGAUCGACUACAAGGCGAUCAAGGACAAGCUGGAGCAGGGGAAAGGAAAAGUGGCGAAGGGCGCAGAGCAAGCGUACUUCGCCGACGGUGAGGGCCGCAGGAAGCGGUACUCAUGUAGACGUCAGGGGCAAGGUCGUGGUCGUGGCGGCGCCCGUGGCCUCAGCAGCAGUCGUGGCCGUGGCGGAGGCCGUCGCGGCGGCGGCGGCGGCGGCGGCGGUCGCGGCGGCCGCAGUGGAGGCGCUGAUGGCGGCGUUGGACCGCUGCUACCUUGUCUUGGCUGUUCGAUGUCCAAGGGACAGGUGAAACCCAUCCAGAAGAGCAUGAGCACACGCGCACUGCUACCUCUCGCGGAUGACGAGGAGGACGGGGAGGGGGAGAGCAGAGCGGGUGCAUCACGCCAAGGUUGGGGGGGGGAGAGAGACUCAGAGAGUGAGUCCGACCUCGACGUGAUGGAGGCUCGUGGGCCAGGGCAAGCGACACCGUUUGUGCGCGAGGAGGCGCCGACGACACCCGGCAACGGGUUUCCUGGGGACGGAGGCAGCAUUCCCCCAUCGCUCCCUUCGGGAAGGGGCGACUUCGGCGGAGGCAGUGGCAGCCCCACCAACAACAGCAGAAGCAGCAGCAGCAGCAGCAGCAGCAGGAGCAGCAGCAGCAGCAGCAGCAGCAGCAGCAGCCCGAGCAGCCCGAGCAGCGGCAGCAGUGAGGCCGGCGGUGCCGGCGGCCCGGGCGGCGAAGAGUCCGGCGACCCAGGUGGGGACGGCGGUGGGGACGGCGGUAGCGAUGGUGAUCCCGGCGACGCCGAGAACCGCGAGGAGUUGAAGUAUGAUCCAGCCGACGACCGCUACCCCCGCGGGCUAGAAGGGAAGAAACUCCUCUGGGGCGCCUCGAACGCUGGCCCGCUGCGCCAUGGGCUUGAGAGUGGCCGCACGCGGAAGCAGACCCGGGAGAUGCAAGGUGCCGGGGAGAUGCCGGGGCCCGGAGAAACAUCGGACCCGGAAGAGAAAUUGUUGGCGACCAUCCUGGAAACUGGCGGGACGGGGAUUGUUGAGAACUACAUCUGCAACUCGCUUGUGAAGGAGCAGUGGGACGAGGAGACAUGCCGUAUGGAGGAGAUGUACAGGCGCGAGAUGCAGGAGGUGUUGGGCCUGGAACAGCAGGCGUUCGGGGCCGAGGUCGACGCCAGCGGGUCUUCGCAACCACUCCCAGACCCACAGCUAAGUANGGAGGAGAUGUACAGGCGCGAGAUGCAGGAGGUGUUGGGCCCGGAACAGCAGGCGUUCGGGGCCGAGGUCGACGCCAGCGGGUCUUCGCAACCACUCCCAGACCCACAGCAAAGUAUGACCUCGCCAAUCGGGCAGAAGCCGAGUGAUGUGGAAGCAGUACCGAUGACGUACAAGGAUGUGAUGUGUUCCAAGUACAAGGUUUUCUGGGAGGCAGUCAUGAAGAAAGAGAUAGAUGGCCACGACAAGACUGGAAUCUUUACCAAGGUCAAGGAGCUGCCCGAGGGGCGGAAGGCCAUAAGUUCAAAGUGGGUGUUCUCUUGGAAGACUAAUGAGAAGGGCCUGAUAGUCGACUUCAAGGCCCGUAUGGUUGCGCGGGGUUUCUCUCAAAUCCCCGGCAUCGACUUCCACCACUCAUCCUCAGCGUGCCCGUCUGCAGCGUCUAUCAAGACGGUGAUUGCCGUAGCCACUGCAAAGGGCAAGAAUCUCGCUCACUGGGAUGUGAAGCAAGCGUACAUCCACGCUAAGCUUAAAGNCUAUGCCCUCAUCGAGGAUGGAUACGAGCAGUGCACGGUUGACCCGUGUGUCUUCCGGAAGGUGGUGGAUGGAGAGGUCGUAGGUCUCAUCGUGAUCUACGUUGAUGACAUCUUAGUGGUGGCAGACGAGGGAGAGCGAGAGGAGUUGUUCGCUUCCCUCAACAAAAAGUUUCCGGUGAAAUAUUUGGGGGAGUGUACCUGGUGCGACGGGUGUGCUAUCGCCAUGGAUGUAGCAAAUGGCAUCACCAAGCUGUCCCAGACAGCAUACAUUGAGAGUAUGCUGAAGCGGUUUGAUGUGACCAAGACCGCUUUCACCCCUGCUGCCACCGAUGCCGAUCUGGGGCCGAAGAGAGAUGACAAGCCCGCGGUGGAUAAGCCUGUGAGGGAGGCGAUCGGAUGCCUGAUGUGGACGAAGCUGACGAGGCCAGACAUCGCCCUGCCUCUGAACAAGCUCCAGAAGAUCGCCCACUCACCCACCGGGAGGAUAUGGAACGCGCUUGUGCAGAUCAUGUCCUACCUGAACUUCACGAAGGACUUCGGCAUCACCUUCGUACGGGGGUCAGGACCUAAGCGUGUUUGUCGAUGCCAGCUACGCUGACAACGAAGUAGGCAGGCGUUCUGCGACCGGGCUAGCUGGCGUGAAGGAGGCGUUGUUUGUGCGUGGCGUUCUGUCGUUCAUAGCGCCCGAGACGAGUGGGGCGAAGAUCAAGGUCCUUGAGGAC
This is a messenger RNA of Ectocarpus sp. CCAP 1310/34, 3502 nucleotides long. The record is from the annotation of a GenBank genome assembly. Lineage: Eukaryota; Phaeophyceae; Ectocarpales; Ectocarpaceae.